Messenger RNA from Stylonychia lemnae, 636 nucleotides. The record is from the annotation of a GenBank genome assembly. Lineage: Eukaryota; Ciliophora; Spirotrichea; Sporadotrichida; Oxytrichidae.
AUGCGCAAAGAGGCCAAGAAAUAAACUGAGUAAGAUAAGCAACGCUAAGCGAAAGAAGAUUCUUAAUGGCAUGAUCCUGAUCCAACGGCUGCUAAAAAGGCUCAGAAAAAACUGGAAGAGGAGGAAAAGAAGGAGUAAUUACUAAAAAAUAAGCUAGAAAAGUAGUAGCUAUUAGAAUAGGAAGAAAAGGAGAUUCAAGCGGCAAAGAUUAAAAAAUCUACCUAAACUGGAAAGAAAGCAAAAUAGUAUGAUGCAGCAGAGGCAUAGAAGAAAGCUUUACUGAAAUCAAUGUAGAAAAUGAUGGGAGGGAUGAGCGUUGAAGAAGAGAAAAAAACCACUGAUGUGAAUGAUAUUGAGGAGAUCAAGAAUGACAUUGAGGAAGUUAAAUAGGAGCCAAUAGAGAUGAUAAAGCAAUAACCAUCGAAGUAGUAAAUGAAUGCAGAUAAUUCUGAUGAUGAUGAUGAUCAGAAAGACAAACAUCCUGAGAAGAGAAUGAAAGCAGCCUUUUAGAAAUUUGAAGAGGAAAGACUGAAGGAAUUAAGAGAGGAUUACCCUACGUUGAAAAUGCAAUAGCUUAAAGAAAAGGUCUGGAAAGAGUGGAAGAAAAGUCCCCUUAACCCAAUGAAUUAAUAGUGA